This is a messenger RNA of Mytilinidion resinicola, 2214 nucleotides long. RefSeq lists its product as uncharacterized. Gene Ontology annotation, cellular component: cytoplasm; membrane; microtubule. The record is from RefSeq and is a predicted model, not a curated record. The transcript is spliced from 6 exons. Lineage: Eukaryota; Fungi; Ascomycota; Dothideomycetes; Mytilinidiales; Mytilinidiaceae. Gene Ontology annotation, molecular function: GTP binding; GTPase activity; microtubule binding. Bases 1 to 2214 code for a protein of 737 amino acids.
AUGGUGCUGAAAUCUUUCCAGAAUGAUGCUCUGAACGGGCUGUGCUCCAAAGACCAAUCAGAGCUAUUGGACUCGGUUGAUUGUCUCCGUUCGCAAGGUAUCAGCCAUUAUGUGUCCUUGCUACAGAUUAUUGUGUGCGGCGACCAGUCCUCUGGGAAAAGCUCUGUGUUGGAAGCAAUUUCCGGCGUGUUAUUUCCUAUCAAGAGCAGUCUAUGUACCCGAUUUCCGACAGAAUUGAUCCUUCGCAAGACGUCGAAGAUUGGCGUAAGCGUUUCGAUCGUCCCGCAUCAAUCUUGCAGCGAGCCCGAGCGUCUCUCUCUCACCGGCUUUGAGGAGAAGCUAGAUAGCUUCGAUGAGCUGCUGAACCUGAUCGACAAGGCAAAAGCGGCCAUGGCCAUCUCUACUUUCAAUAGAGCAUUUUCAAAAGAUCUCCUUCGGAUAGAGGUUUCUGGCCCCGACCGACCACACUUAACGAUCGUAGACCUGCCAGGGCUUAUUCACUCCGAAACGAAGCAGCAGUCUGCAUCGGAUAUCGAGCUAGUGCAAGAUGUUGUUCAGUUAUAUAUGGAAGAGCCAAGAAGUAUUAUUCUCGCAGUGGUCUCCGCAAAGAACGACUAUGCAAAUCAAAUCGUGCUGAAGCUUGCCCGAACUGCCGAUAGAGCGGGCACCCGGACACUAGGUGUCAUUACAAAGCCCGAUACUUUGAUACCCGAUUCUGAAAGUGAAGCAAUGUAUGUCUCUCUGGCGAGGAACCAAGAUGUGGAAUUCCGUCUAGGAUGGCAUGUACUGAGGAAUAUGGAUUCCGAAACGGGGAAGUGGGAGAGGCUCAGCAAAGUCCUUCUCGCGCAAGUCGCUGCCGAACUUCCCAGCCUGGUCGACGAAAUCAAGAAGAAAACCGAUGCAUGCCGCAGCCGAUUGCAUAGGCUUGGCGAACCAAGAGCAACUCUCGAAGAGCAACAGCUGUAUUUGCUUCAUAUGACUAUUAAUGGCACCUACAACGAUCCCUUUUUCGAAAACGCCAGAUCAGAUACUGGAUAUUACAAGCGUGUGCGGGCCGUCAUACAGAACCUCAAUCAAGUCUUCGCAGAAGAUAUCGCUCGAAGAGGUCACCGUUACGAAAUUAUCAAUUCGCCGCCCACAACUCCGAACUCCGGAGUAACCACCAGAGCCAAGUUUAUAGAAAACAUAGGACACUUAAUGAGGAGGAGUAGGGGCCGCGAAUUGCCGGGGACAUUUAAUCCAAUAAUAGAUGCAGCGAAAGAGUUCCUUAGUCUUCUAGUUUCACACGUCGCCGAUGACUUAUCCUCCAGAAUUCUUUUCCAGAAAGCCUUCGAGCCCCAGCUGGGCCACUUGUUGGAAGUUCUGAAGGGGAAAACUGCUGAGUUCCUGGCACCGCAUCAGACAAGUCAUCCGAUCACCUACAAUCACUACUUUACUGAAACUAUCCAAAAUGUCCGGAGGGAGCGAACCGAAGCCGAAUACAGGGCAAUCCUCACAGAUUUCUUCGGGACAUCAUCACUCCUUUCCGCAACAACCGGUAGGUUAAUGGAUCUGCGCCCGCUAUUGAAAGCUCUUAUGCAGCGCACUGAACCGGACAUGAAUCAUUAUGCUUGCUCCGAAGCCCUGGACUGUAUGGAGGCUUACUAUAAGGUUGCUAUCAAACGAUUCAUCGACGACAUCGCAAUCGAAGUUAUCGAAGUCAACAUGAUCUCGAGGCUUCGUGAUAUUUUCUCCCCUAUCGAGGUUACUUCGAUGACCGCCGAGACGGUGGCUAGCAUCGCUGGCGAAUCCGAGGAGAAUCGAGCACAGCGCGAACAAUUGACCAAACAACUGGACGUUCUCAUGAAAGGCUCUGAAACCUGUAAACGGUUUAUGACAGUUGGAGUCCUAGAUGCUAACAAAGCUCGGCUCAAUACCGCUAGAUCCUAUUCUAGCGAGUCAGAUGAUGGUUCUGGCGAUCCAGUGGAUUGUCUGUCGAAUUCGCCUUCUUUCUCUAUACGAUCACCUUCCGUAUUGUCUCAAGAGCCAGUGGAGAUCGGGGAAACGGCCGAUGAACCUCUGUAUCUCGAGGACCCUGUACCUGAGCCAGAGCUGAUGAAAGACGAGGUGUCGUCUCUUAAAGCUUACAGCUUACGGAAGAAGAAGAAGAAAUCAAAGGUUGCAGAAGAAAAAGAGACGGUGGCACAAGCUCAAGAUCCGUAUUCUGAGGAAUAG